Messenger RNA from Aspergillus ibericus CBS 121593, 2537 nucleotides. RefSeq lists its product as uncharacterized. NCBI's taxonomy places the organism in Eukaryota, Fungi, Ascomycota, Eurotiomycetes, Eurotiales, Aspergillaceae. The record is from RefSeq and is a predicted model, not a curated record. Gene Ontology annotation, biological process: DNA-templated transcription; regulation of DNA-templated transcription. The transcript has 3 exons. The annotation marks the transcript as partial. Gene Ontology annotation, molecular function: DNA-binding transcription factor activity, RNA polymerase II-specific; zinc ion binding; DNA binding.
CGACCAUCCCCUCUGCCCCUUGGAUGGACUGCACCCCCCUGAUCUCAAACUUCACUUCGUGAUGGAGGGCCCCCCAGGAUCGUAUCCCUUUGGGGUUCAUCCCGCCGAUGAGAACCCACUCCCCAUUAAAGCCGAGAAUUCGGCCCUGCGAGGCCUCACCGAGUGGCCCUGGGAACCCGUGAGCCCCUCGGCCGUGCCCCCCGUCGCCUUUCGCCCGUAUUCGCUGCCUCAGUAUAUGGACCGACCCGGUCCCUAUGCCUACCAAUCGUCGUCGUCGUCGUCCUCACGCGAGGUCUCGGGCCUGGCGGCCAAAGUGGCCAUUCCGCGCACCACCAGCGCCAGCAGCCAGUCCCAGCGCCGCCGCUCCGCGCGCGCCUGUGAACCCUGCCGACAGCGGAAGAUCAAGUGUGAUGGGAACAAACCGAUCUGUCGGCAGUGCAUCGACCACAAUGUGAGCUGUUUCUUUGUCGAUGUCAAACGAGUCCGCGAUCAGAAACAGCUGGGCUUUCUGGGGAAAAAGGUCGAGCGCUACGAGCAGCUGCUCCAGGACCUGGAGAAGGAGGUGGACGACCCUGCGGCGAGACGCAUCCGGAGAGCGCUCGGACAGGCCUCGGAUCCGGCAUCGCUCACCGACGAUGAUGGCGAUUCCGACUCGACCACCUCGUCCAUCGGGUCGUUGGAUGCGCUCGACCUGGUCGAGGAAGACCUGAAUCGCAGCGAAAAGUCCGUGGCGACCGGAUUCUUUGGCAAAAUCUCCGAGGUGGCGUGGAUGCAGAGGCUCGAAGACGAGGCCGAACAGCGCAGUCGGAAGAAAGAGGAGUCGGUCGAUGUCGAUGGGAGCCAACCGCCGCCGCAUCCCUCGCAGCGGCAGGAAACCGCGAUUGCGACGAUGAGUUACUACCUGGACGAUCUCAGUAUCCCGUUGAUGGACGCGGUGGAUCCCUACGCCCUGCCCCCGAAGGAGUUGGCGAAUCGCUUCUUCACGGCCUACAUGGAGUCGGUCCAUCCCUCCUUCAACGUCGUUCGCAAGACGGCCUUCAUAUCGCAGUACCGGCAGUUCUUCAGUCAGCCCAUCAAGCCGCCCCAACGGUGGCUGGCCAUCCUGAACAUGAUCUUCGCCAUUGGCUGUCGGUACUGUCGCGCCAUCGCCGGCAAGGCGGACGGCGACUACGACGACCUGGUCUAUCUGAACCGGGCGCGGAAGCUGACGAUGGGCGAAUCCGUCGUCUUUGAACACGCCGAUCUGCAGCAAAUCCAGGUCGAGUUUCUGGUGGCGCUCUAUUUUGUCAGCGUGUGUCAGAUCAACAGGGCCUUCAAGUUCUCCAGUAUGGCCUUCCGCUCCGCCGUGUCCCUGGGCAUCAAUCUGCGCUUCGUCGAUGAUCGGACGCAGUACCCCGCCAAGGAAGCGCGCAGUCGGCUGUGGUGGUCCAUCUUCUUGCUGGAGCAUCUCCUCACGGCGAUCACCGGUCGCGUCUCGUGCGUGUGCGAAAGUCUCAGCGCCACCCCCCUCCCCAUCCCGUACGAGGAGGAGUCCUUCGGCCGACCGGAAGUCCUCCCGCUCCUCCAAGACUCGUCCCUCCGGACGACUCGGCUUAAGCUGACGCUCCUGCAGACGGACGAGGAAGCGCGCGCCAGCGCCUCGUGGCUGGCCUCGUGCGAGCCGAGCCCGUCCCUGUUCUUCUACUGUACAGUGGAUCUCGCCGCCAUCACGCAGGCGAUCAUCAACAAGGUCUACAGCAUUCAAGGGCUCCGCGACCGGGCCAGCCAGGUGGAGCAGCGGAUCCGGAAAUACUGCAGCAUCCUGGACAUCUGGGUCACCAAGGUGCCCGACGCCUUCCGCUUCACCUCCGACGGCGGCCAUCAGUUGGACCUGCCGGACGACAAGCACACCCCGUGGAUCCGAGAACGCACCUCCCUCGCCGUUAGCUACUAUAGCGCCCGGAUCACGCUGUGUCGCCCGUGUCUCGGACAUACCGGUCUGCAGCCCGGCUCGAUGUCCCUCGACUCCACCGCCCCUUCGUCCGUCCGUCGCGUCGUGCGGCGCACUUCGCACAAUCGCACGCAUUUCAGCUCCGACAUGGCUCUCAUCUGCAUCCGCUCCGCCCAUUCCCUCCUGUCCAUCCUUCCCGAAACGCCGGAUAUUGUCUGGCUCACGGCCGUGACUCCCUGGUGGUGCAUCCUUCAUUACAUCAUGCAAGCCACCACGGCCAUCCUGCUGCACCUGUCCAGCUGGUCCCCCAACAUCGGGUCCAGCGAUGAUGAUGACGCCGCGCGGCGCGUCUUCUCGGACAUGCUCAUCAUGACCCGGGUGAUCAAGAAGGCCCUCCACUGGCUGCACCACAUGGCGCUCACGUAUGCGGCGUCCCGGCGCGCCUUCCGCCAGUGCAACAGCGUGGUGCGGCGGAUCGCCCCGAGCCUGGGCAUCGAUACCAGUGAUCUCCCGGAUGAGAGGGACCUGCCCCAGGAUGGAGACGAGUCCGACCUGCAAGCUAAUGGCGUUGAAACCCCGAUUGGGGAGCUGAUGGAGUCUGAUCGGA